AACGUAGUUGCCAUACUUGUCCUCGCUUCAAUUUCUUCCGGAAGAAACAAAGCAUUGCGCAAAGGGCGGCAUGUAACACCGCGAUAACUCCACAGUGUCACAACUCAGAAACAAACAGUCUUCACUUUUUUUUGUAGUUUUCCUUUUCCACGGAGCUCCUCCAUGCUGCUGUGCCGGGUGUCGGCAGUCAGCCAGACGCUCACGAGAUGGGGACGGAGGUCACACCGGGGAGGCGGCCUCCUCCACCGGGCUCUCUCCUUGAGCUCCAGUCGCUGUCAUGUUGAAAGUCCCGGUGAAGUCAGCGCUCAGCCCGCAAAGGCCGGCGCUGCUCCGGGGCUGUACCGAGACACGGUGCUCCUCCCGCGGUCCGAGUUCCCCAUGAGGCUGACCGGACAGAAGCUGCUGGACCGAGAGCUCCAGAUCCAGCAGGAGUGCGGCUUUGCAGAUUUGUACUCCUGGCAAAGAGCGAGGAAGGCCAAGAAGGAGUUCUGCCUCCACGAUGGACCCCCGUACGCCAACGGAGACCCCCAUGUGGGACACGCACUCAACAAGAUCCUGAAAGAUAUCCGAAACCGCUUUGAGAUGCUGCGCGGGCGGCAGGUCCACUACGUCCCCGGUUGGGACUGCCACGGCCUGCCCAUCGAGCUGAAGGCUCUGGGGGAGUCGGGCACCAGCGGCCUGAGCCCCAUGCAGAUCAGACAGAAAGCGCGGCAGUUUGCCGAGGGGGCCAUAGCUCGCCAGAAGGCUGCCUUCCAGCGCUGGGGGGUGAUGGCGGACUGGGACCAGUGCUACUACACGUACGACGGGGCCUACGAGGCCGCUCAGCUGAAAGUCUUCCAAAAGAUGCACGCCAAGGGGUUCAUCUACCAGGACUACAAGCCGGUCUUCUGGUCCCCCUCAUCAAGGACGGCGCUGGCCGAGGCCGAGCUGGAGUACAACCCUGAGCACGUGAGCAGAGCCGUCUACGCCACAUUCCCCCUGAGCACACUGCCACCCGAGAUGGCCUCAGAGGCAGGUUUGGAGGGUGUUGUCUCCGUGUUGGUGUGGACCACCCAGCCCUGGACCAUUCCUGCCAACCAGGCCGUCUGCUACAUGCCCAACGCCCAGUACUCUGUGGUGAAGAGGGCGGACACCUCUCAGCUGCUGUUGGUGGCCACUGAGCGUACAGCCGGCGUGGCAGCACUGCUGGCCACGGAGCUGGAGACCGUAGGCACCUUUACAGGCUCCCAACUUGAGGGUGGGAUCUGCAAACAUCCCACAAUCCCUGACAAGGAAGUGCCGCUAUUGCCGGCCAAUCACGUGACUAUGGCCAAAGGAACGGGAUUGGUCCACACGGCGCCAGCUCACGGCAUGGAGGACUACAGUGUGGCGUCGCAGUUUAAACUCUCCGUGGAGUGCAUGGUGGACGAGGACGGCAAGUUCACCGACCUGGCCGGCCCGGAUCUCCAGAACCUGUCUGUGAUGACGGAAGGGACCGACAAAGUGAUCUCCAUGCUGGCGGAGUGCGGCGCCCUCGUGAAGGAGGAGCGGUGCGUCCACAGCUACCCGUACGACUGGAGGACCAAGCAACCCGUCGUCAUCAGGCCCAGUAAACAGUGGUUCAUCAACACAGCGGCGCUGAAGGACAAGGCCAAGGAGGCACUGCAGAAGGUGCGUGUUUUGCCGGAGUCGGCGAGGGGCAGCCUGCUGACCAUGCUGGACAGACGGACCUACUGGUGCAUCUCCAGACAGCGGAGCUGGGGCGUCCCCAUCCCAGUCUUCUACCACAGAGAGACUGGAGAGGCUCUCAUCAACAAACACACUGUGUCCCAUCUAGCAGAGCUCUUCAAAGAGAAGGGCAGUGACUGCUGGUGGGAGCUUCCUGUUGAGACGUUGCUGCCAGAACAAGUGCUCAAGAAUAGUAAAGCCGGCCCGGUGACGGACUACGUUCGUGGAGAAGACGUCCUGGACAUCUGGUUUGACAGCGGAGUGUCUUGGGCCGCUGUUCUAGAAGAGUCCGACCCCAGGGCGGACGCCUACGUGGAAGGGAAGGACCAGAUCGGAGGCUGGUUCCAGUCCUCGCUGCUCACCAGCGUCGCCGUCAGGAACAAGGCCCCUUACAAGUCUCUGGUGGUCCAUGGCUUCGCUGUCAGUGAGAAAGGAGAGAAGAUGUCCAAGUCUCUGGGCAACGUCGUGGACCCCGAUGUCAUUAUUAAUGGAGGGAAGGACCCCAGUGUGCCGGCUUACGGCGCUGACGUGCUGCGCUGGUGGGUGGCGGAGUCCAACGUGUUCUCCGAGGUUCAGAUCGGACCCGCGGCGCUCACCUCGGCCAGAGACAGCAUCGGCAAGCUGAGGAACACCCUGAAGUUCCUGCUCGGCAACCUGCAGGGCUUCGACCCGCGCGUGCACGCCGUGGACCCCAAAGAGAUGCACUACAUCGACCAGUACAUGCUGCACCAGCUCCGCGAGUACAGCAUCAAGGUGACAGACGCCUACAGCGAGUUUAAUGCGGGCCGGGCCAUCCGUGUCCUCCAAGCCUUCAUCACCAGAGAUCUGUCCAGCUUCUAUUUCAGCAUCAUCAAAGACCGGCUGUACUGUGACCCCGAGGACUCGCUGGGCAGAAGAUCCUGCCAGACCGUUCUGGAGGAAAUGCUGGACGGGGUGACCCGAUCCGUGGCGCCCAUCCUGCCGCACCUCGCUGAAGAGGUGUACCUGCACGCUCCGGGACACGACGGAGGCGAGACGCUGUUUAAGAGCGGCUGGAUCAACAGCAGCUCGGUGUGGCGCCGCCCCGGCUUGGAGGAGGCGGUGGAGGGCGCCAUCGCCAUCAGGGACUCCUUCCUGUCUUCCAUCCCGGGCAAGAAUGCAGCGCAGUACGACCUCACCGUCGCCAUCGAACCCGGUCUGCUGUUUGAGCUCAUGGAGUCCCUCCAAGAGGACGCCACCUCCACCUCCUCCCAGCUGGCCGAGCUGAUGACGGCGGCGCGGGUCAACCUGACCAGCGGGCUGCCCCGAGACCUACCCCCCGACGCCCCGCUGAGCCACGGCAGCUUCCUCAUCAACCUGGAGGGCGGUGUCAUACGAGAGGACAGCGCCUACAGCAUCGCGGCGGUGCCCACCUCCACCGCCAGGUGCCCGCGGUGCCGCCGCUACACCGCCGACUCGGCGGACUGCCUGUGCCCGCGCUGCCAGACCGUCCUGUCGCAGGCUCACUGACUAGAGCCACGCCUCCCGUCGCCGUGACGACCGGUGAACAUCGCCUCGGGCCUGUUUUUGUUCCCCUGGGCUGAACAGAGACCGGGUCUCUCAGAACCCGCAGCUUUGCUCGCUUUGGGCCGAAUGUCCUGAAGAGCAGACUCAAAGCGUCGUUCCGCCUCGAUGGUCUUCAGGACUAAAUCUGUUACGCACUCCCAAAACCACGAGGCUGAAUGUUCACGCUGCGUCCUCGUGUUUGUUUUCUCGCCCUGAGCUCCCGUGACCUAGUUUCUAAUUGACCCAAUGAGGCGACGGCCAUUUUUCCUCCGAGCGCUCCGACGUCUGUGAGCUCCUCGAUGAAGAGGUCUGCUCACUGGAUGAAGAGCUUUCCUGAGCAUGAUGGCUUCCUGUAUGUUUAAUUGGAAAUACUCUUAUUUUCUGAGGGGAUGCCACACGUGGCUUAUUGGUUUCUUUUUUAAAUGUGUAAAUACGUGGGAAAGGAAUGCAUCACGAGUCACUGUGUGACACCGGAGAGAAUCCAUAUUUGGGUUUGCCUAAGUUCUUGUAAACGUUUACUUGGAAACGUUCCCAUGAAUGUAUGGAAAGAAGUGUCUAAAAGAAAUGUCUAAAUUAUAAAUAAAUGGAGUACUAUGACCUUU
Pseudoliparis swirei is the source of this 3833-nucleotide messenger RNA. RefSeq names its product isoleucyl-tRNA synthetase 2, mitochondrial (gene iars2). The coding region runs from base 163 to 3195 and encodes 1010 amino acids. NCBI's taxonomy places the organism in Eukaryota, Metazoa, Chordata, Actinopteri, Perciformes, Liparidae. The record is from RefSeq and is a predicted model, not a curated record. Gene Ontology annotation, cellular component: cytosol. Gene Ontology annotation, biological process: isoleucyl-tRNA aminoacylation. The transcript is spliced from 24 exons. Gene Ontology annotation, molecular function: aminoacyl-tRNA deacylase activity; isoleucine-tRNA ligase activity; tRNA binding.